AUGAUCGCGAUUCGUACAACCAUGUCCUUAUUUUGGUAUUGAAUUGAAGUAUCAUAACCGUAACUCCAGUACACUUAUCAGCAAAUGCCUACCCCAGAACCUGAACGAAGUGGCUCGAAUGUUCCUUCUAUACCAGGACCUUCAACACCCCUCACCAACUCAUACACGUAUCAUUGCCCAACACCAACAGCACCAGGUCCAUACAUCUUGGGCGUCGAUGAAGCAGGCAGAGGCCCUGUAUUGGGUCCACUCGUAUAUGGCGUCGCAUAUUGCCCUGCAUCCUACCAGGCAGAUUUGGAAGAGCUUGGAUUCGCAGAUUCAAAAACACUCACAGCGGAGAAGCGAUCGUUACUUCUGAGUAUAUUGGGUUCAGAUCCGAAAAACCUUGGCUGGUCCGUAAGAGUGAUUAGUCCUCAGGCAAUAUCGAGUGGCAUGUUACGCGUGCCACCAACAAAUCUGAACCGCCAGUCCCAAGAUGCCACUAUACUGCUGAUACGCGAAGUUAUUCAGCGAGGCAUCCAACUUUCUGAAGUCUAUGUAGAUGCUUUGGGGACCACAACAACUUACGAAGCCUACUUGUCAUCAGUAUUCCCUGGAAUCAACUUCACCGUAACGACAAAAGCCGAUUCAAAGUUCAAGAUUGUGGGAGCUGCAAGUGUAGCUGCAAAAGUAACUCGAGAUGCAUGCUUGGAAGGAUGGAUCUUUGAGGAAAGCAAAGGUAACAAGGUCGUCAAUUCUUCAUCAACAUGGACAACUGAAUUUGGCAGUGGCUACCCUUCGGAUCCCAAAACACAGGCUUGGCUCAAAAAUUCCAUCGACCCUACAUUUGGUUUUCCGUCAGUAGUUCGAUUUUCUUGGACGACGGUCAAGGUUAUUUUGGAACGAGAGGGACAUGGGGCGAAAUGGUGUGUACAUUUCAUGCGAAUCCAGCGUGUUUUUAAUGGCAAUUUGGUCAUCAGGAUUGACGAAGGCCAAGAGUCGUUGAUGAAAGCAUUUGUAACGCCUACUGGACGAGACAAAGAUCGCUGUGUCGUAACAAAGGAUCUCUCGAUGCAGAGUGUGGCCUACCUGUGAUUUAGGCAACUGUAUGCGACAUGUAUUUUGGAUGGUUAUGGCAUUGAAAUUUAAGUAUAUCAAUAUUCAAGCCAGUUCAAUUAUACAAGAGUAUUCUCACUAUCU
This is a messenger RNA of Serpula lacrymans var. lacrymans S7.9, 1179 nucleotides long. RefSeq lists its product as uncharacterized. The record is from RefSeq and is a predicted model, not a curated record. Gene Ontology annotation, biological process: mismatch repair; DNA replication, removal of RNA primer. NCBI's taxonomy places the organism in Eukaryota, Fungi, Basidiomycota, Agaricomycetes, Boletales, Serpulaceae. The transcript has 5 exons. Gene Ontology annotation, cellular component: ribonuclease H2 complex. Gene Ontology annotation, molecular function: RNA binding; RNA-DNA hybrid ribonuclease activity. The coding region runs from base 85 to 1074 and encodes 329 amino acids.